Molecule: messenger RNA, 1888 nt
Organism: Nerophis lumbriciformis (worm pipefish)
Lineage: Eukaryota; Metazoa; Chordata; Actinopteri; Syngnathiformes; Syngnathidae
Gene: chchd4b
Product: coiled-coil-helix-coiled-coil-helix domain containing 4b
Biological process (GO): protein import into mitochondrial intermembrane space
Cellular component (GO): mitochondrial intermembrane space
Molecular function (GO): protein-disulfide reductase activity
Source: RefSeq, a predicted model, not a curated record
AUAUGCAUGUGACCCGUGCUAAAGCCAGUUAGCCGUCUAGUCACCUUACCGUCAAUGGCUACUCAUGACUUACCAGCUAGAACAACACAUAGAAUAAACUCCGGGUUUUUAACAUUGUCGUAUCAUUUGUGACAUGUUCCAAUGACAGCAAUUUCCCCUCUCCACGGGCAGUAAAUGAGGUUUAACCUCUAUAUUUGUGAAGACAUGACUACUGUCAAACAAGAAGGUAAAGACACCGUUAUCUUUGUUACCAAAGAGGAUCAUGCAACGCCCAGCAAUGCUGAGCUUGUAGAAGAAGACCCCAACGAUCCUUAUGAGGAGCGAGGUUUGAUUCUUCCCAGUGGUGACAUUAACUGGAACUGCCCUUGCCUGGGCGGGAUGGCCAGUGGUCCCUGCGGGGUCGACUUUAAGGAGGCCUUCUCGUGUUUCCACUACAGUAAAGAGGAAGUGAAAGGCUCCGAGUGCCUGGAUCAGUUCACGGCCAUGCAGGAGUGCAUGCAGCGCUACCCGGAACUCUACCCUCAAGAAGACGACAAGGUCCCGGAUGGAGAGCAGCGCUCGGAAGAAACGCCCGGUGACUCUAAGUCCACAUCUGACACUGUGCAGGACUGUGACGGCACAAAGCCCAGUAGCGCCCUAGAAAGCUAACAACAUGUUUGCAAACACAUGUUCAUGUGUGAGACUUGGUCAAGAUGUGCUUUACUGAUGCAAAUCUUAAGGGCGUACUUACACGACGAUGCCGUGCAGUCCAUGCCUGGGCCCCUCUCGUGAAAAUCAAUGACCGCUACAACAAGAUAUACAAUCACGACUCCAGAUAAUAAUCAAUGAAGUAAUAACAAUGGCUCUAUUAAAGUUAAAGUCAGUUAAAGUCCCAACUAUAGUCACACACACACACACUAGGUGUGGUGAAAUUACCCUCUGCAUUUGACCCAUUUUCUUUUUUCCUGAAAGAAUCAAUAAAGUACCGUAUUUUUCGAAGUAUAAGUCGCACCGGAGUAUAAGUCGCACCGGCCGAAAAUGCAUAAUAAAGAAGGAAAAAAACAUAUAUAAGUCACACUGGAGUAUAAGUCGCAUUUUUUGGGGGACAUUUAUUUGAUAAAAUCCAACACCAAGAAUAGACAUUUGAAAGGCAAUUUAAAAUAAAUAAAGAAUAGUGAACAACAGGCUGAAUAAGUGUACGUUAUAUGAGGCAUAAAUAACCAACUGGUAUGUUAACGUAACAUAUUAUGGUAAGAGUCAUUCAAAUAACUAUAACAUAUAGAACAUGCUAUACGUUUUCCAAACAAUCUGUCACUCCUAAUCGCUAAAUCCCAUGAAAUCUUAUACGUCUAGUCUCUUACGUGAAUGAGCUAAAUAAUAUUGAUAUUUUACGCUAAUGUGUUAAUAAUUUCACACAUAAGUCGCUCCUCAGUAUAAGUCGCACCCCCGGCCAAACUAUGAAAAAAACUGCGACUUAUAGUCCAAAAAAUACGGUAUUUAAUUUGCUUCUCAUCUCUCUUGCAGAGUCCAUCAAAAUCGCACGCUCCAUGGCCAAUUGUGCUAAAUAGAGCUCACACACACACACACGACUCCAAAUAAGAGAUCAAGCAGUCCAGUACGGAAGAAUUCUAGAGACAUUUCCGUAAAAUUGAGAAAAGAAGUGAUGGCCGCGUGUGAGUACGCCCUCAAAGACUCGUGAGAUGACCGAACAAGAUGUUGCUUUACAGUUAGUUGUGCUAAAUGCAUUUCAUGUACGCUGUUAGUCACCUUUUUAUACUGUUCAAAGUACUGCACUACAAAGUAUUUCUACUGAUUCUAUUUCUCCUCACUUUUAUUUGUCAUCGUAACCACACACAAAGCAUUUAUACCUCAAUUACGUCCAAGUUACUCAAAUAAAUAUUGUUGGGCA